Dioscorea cayenensis subsp. rotundata (Guinea yam) is the source of this 1476-nucleotide messenger RNA. RefSeq names its product myb-related protein Hv33-like. The record is from RefSeq and is a predicted model, not a curated record. Bases 214 to 1155 code for a protein of 313 amino acids. Gene Ontology annotation, biological process: regulation of stomatal movement. The transcript has 4 exons. NCBI's taxonomy places the organism in Eukaryota, Viridiplantae, Streptophyta, Magnoliopsida, Dioscoreales, Dioscoreaceae.
UGAAGAUAUCUUAGAAAUCAAUCCAUUAUAUUGCAAGAACAUCAAGCUUAACACUUGCUUAAAUCCCACUUAAUUGCCUCACCCUCUUUCACUCUCUCUCUCUCUCUGUGAAUACAUCUCCUCUGCUUCUCUUAUUCUAUCUUCAAACUCAAGCAUAAUAAUAUUUGUAUCUAUCUAGCAAACUCCCUUUCAGUUUCAUUUUCGUGUUCGAGAAUGGGACGGCAUUCUUGCUGUGUGAAGCAGAAGCUGAGAAAAGGUCUUUGGUCACCCGAAGAAGAUGAGAAGCUCUUCAACCAUAUUAUUAGAUUUGGUGUUGGCUGCUGGAGUUCUGUUCCUAAACAAGCAGGAUUGCAGAGAUGUGGCAAGAGUUGUAGAUUGAGGUGGAUUAAUUACUUGAGGCCAGACCUCAAGAGAGGAACAUUCUCUCAAGAAGAAGAGGAUUUGAUUGUUGGUCUGCAUGAAAUUCUAGGCAACAGAUGGUCUCAGAUUGCAGCUCAGUUGCCAGGAAGAACAGAUAAUGAGAUCAAGAACUUCUGGAACUCAAGUCUGAAGAAGAAGCUCAAACAGAAGGGUAUAGACCCAAGCACACACAAACCAUUGAAUGAGAUUGAAGCACAACAAACAGAGAAAUCGAAUUCAACUCAGACUGUGGACCAUUUUCCUGCAAACAAACCAGUCUUCAAUCCAUUCCCUUUGUUUGAAUUCCAAACAGCAGCUAUAGAUUCUUUGGAAACUAACAUGAACCUCUACAGCCAACUCCAGCACAACUUCAGGCCUUUGGAACAGAACCAUGGAUUGGCGACAAACACAGAUUUCUUCGAUCUUAUUCAGCUGCCGAAUUCUGGGUUUUGUGACUAUAACAAUGUUUUUGAUGUCUCGGAGAGUUAUGGCACUGGAGAAAGUUCAAGCAACAGCAGUAACUGGAAUUGCAAUGCAGGUGGAAUCAAUACUGAGGCACUGAAUUGGGCUUCUGAGAGUAAACUUGAAUCAUUCAUUCAGAUGCAAAUUGGAGGACAUGAACAUCAUCAUCAUCAACAUCAGCAGCAGCAGCAGCAACAACAACAACAACAACAACAGCAACAGCACCGGAAUUCAGAACUCUCUGACGGAUGUUUCGGUGUCGGUCGCAGAGAAUUCAACACGGAUUAUCUUUGAGUUCAUGACACUCAGCUUGCUUAAUUCCUUCCUCUCUUUCUCUCCACCUCAGACAUAGCCUUUGUUUGUUCAUUUGUGGGAAUAUUAGAUAGAGGCGGCUGUUUUGUCUCUAUUUCUCUUCUUAUAUGAUCAUUAGGAUUUCUUUUGAGGUAUAGAGGAAGGCAUGCAUGAAUAAUGUUUUCAAUGAGGUGUGUGCUUGUGAUUACUGAUUACAAUACAUUUCUGAAUCUGAGUGGGUUUGCUCAAAUUGCAUCAUCUCUUUCUUUGUUUUCAAUGUCUUGUUCUUUUGCUGAAGUGAAGUAAAAGGCUGGAUGGGAAUGU